Hibiscus syriacus is the source of this 3712-nucleotide messenger RNA. RefSeq names its product myosin-11-like. The coding region runs from base 291 to 3545 and encodes 1084 amino acids. The record is from RefSeq and is a predicted model, not a curated record. Lineage: Eukaryota; Viridiplantae; Streptophyta; Magnoliopsida; Malvales; Malvaceae. The transcript has 9 exons.
AGAGAGAAAAAAGAAAUGAAAGAGCUCUUCUACUUUAGAUCUUCUCUCUUUCAAUGCUUCCUUGUUCCUGAGUUUUGGACUCGGUAUCGGACUCAUCUUGCCAUUACCAGCUCGUUUCUGUUAGCUGAGCUCAGCGUGUAGACCGGUACAAUAGGCUUUGUUUUCCUGUUCGUCUGACCACAUUUUGAUUAUUUUUGAGCAUUUGAUAGAGGGGUCGAACAUAUGGCAUGUUUCCGGCAAAUUAUGCUGGAGCUCCGGUAAGAUUGUGAUCUGAGAUUUUUCCGGAAGAGAUGUUUAAGUCGGCGAGAUGGAGGAGCGACAAAAACAAGAUAAAGACCGUCUUCAAGUUGCAGUUCCAUGCAACUCAAGUGGCGCAGUUAGAUGUGCAAACAUUGAUGAUAUCCGUGGUUCCUGGCGAUGGGGGAAAAUCGACUACAAAAUUAGAGAAGGCGACGGUUCUGGACGAUAAUUGUCGAUGGGAAAAACCAGUUUACGAGUCCGUUAAAUUUGUUCGAGAGCCAAAAACUGGGAAAAUCAACGAAAAAAUCUAUCAUUUUAUUGUUUCAUCUGCGUCGGGAAAAGGAAAUUUGGUUGGGGAGGCUUCAAUUGAUUUUUCUGCUUAUGCUGAGGCAAUUAAAACUUCUAAAGUUUCUCUUCCAUUAAAGAAUUCGAAUUCAAAAGCAGUUUUGAAUGUUUCAAUACACAGGCUGCAGGAAAAUGGCGAUCGAAGAGAGGUGGAAGAAAUUGAAGAUGCAAGUGUUAAAUCACAAGAUCGAAGCUUGAAGGCCCACUUGAGCAAUGGUGAUUCAGAUGAAAGCAUUAAGAACGAUACUGUUGAAGAUGCGCCUUUCAGCAAAAACCCCCACAAUGCUGAAUUGCAUGAGAACCAUAGAGAAUCAAAUGGAUCUGAUAUUACAAGUUCAAGUUCUGAUUGUAGCUCACUUGAUACUCCAAGGGAACUUAGAAAUGGAAUGAGGAAUGGCAGCAUCGAUCAGGACCCUCCUACUUAUCUGUCAUCAAUGAAUAACACCUCAGCUACUCCUAAACCGAUACCGGUUGCCUCGACAACAAUCUACGAGGAGUGGUCGGCAGGUUUGGAUCAGGGAAUGAGUACUGAUGACUCUAAUAGUUCUCAGGAUACCUUUCCAAGAGAAAACUCCCAACUUGGUUCGGAUAAUGAGAUCGAUAAGCUCAAGAAUGAGGUCAUUGCUUUGUCCAGACAAGUUGAUGUGUCAGAUAUGGAAUUGCAGACUCUCAGAAAGCAAAUUGUGAAGGAGUGCAAAAGGGGGCAAGAUCUCUCACGGGAAGUUGUUACUCUGAAAGAAGAGAGAGAUGCUCUCAAAUUAGAGUGUGAGAAACCCGAGUCUUUUCAGAAGCGAAUGGAUGAAGCGAAAGUAAAAAACAGGAUCCAGUUUGAGAGUGGAGACCCCUGGAUUCUUGUUGAAGAAAUGAGACAAGAGCUGAAUUAUGAGAAAGAGAUGAACUCCAAUCUUCGGUUACAACUGCAGAAGACACAGGAAUCAAAUGCUGAUUUAAUACUUGCCGUGCAAGAACUAGAGGAGAUUUUGGAGUCGAAGAAUGUGGAAAUUCCCAAUCCUUCCAACAAUUCUGGAUCCCAUGGAAAUGCGGAGGAAGUGGGAGCAGUCGACUCAAGAAACGACUCGGAUGAGGAUGAAGAGCAGAGGGUAUUGGAACAGCUUGUUAAAGAACACAAAGGCCCCAAGGAAACCUCUCUCCUGGAACAAAAGAUCGUUGACCUCUGCAGUGAGAUAGAGAUCUACAAGAGGGAUAAAGACGAGCGUGAGGCACAAAUGGAGCAACUAGCACUUGACUAUGAGAUACUGAAGCAGGAAAAUCACGACAUCUCAUACAAAUUAGAGCAAAGCCAGCUGCAAGAACAACUGAAGUUGCAGUAUGAGUGCUCGUCAUCUUUUGCUAAUAUAAAUGAACUUGAGACCCAAAUUGAAUUCUUGGAAAGUGAACUCAAUAAGCAGUCAGAAGAAUUCUCCGAUUCUUUAGCCACUAUAAAUGAACUAGAAACCCACAUCAAAAGCUUGGAGGAAGAGUUAGAGAAACAGACACAGAGAUUUGAAACGGAUCUAGAAUCUAUCACACAAGCCAAAGUUGAGCAGGAGCGAAGAGCUAUCCAAGCUGAGGAAGCCCUGCGAAUGACAAGAUGGAAGAAUGUAAAUACAGCUGAAAGGCUGCAGGAGGAAUUUAAAAGACUCUCCAUCCAGAUGGCUUCUACAUUUGAUGCAAAUGAGAAGGUGGUUACAAAGGCUCUGACUGAAUCUAGUGAACUACGCUCACAAAAAAUUCAGCUGGAAGAACAGCUCGAAAAAGCUAAAGAAGAGUUCCAAUCAUUUAGGGAGGAUUAUGAGGCAAAACUCUCUAACCUUUCCAGUCAAGUCAGUCUAAAAUCAAAUCAAAUAGAACAGUUGUUGGAGGAAAUUGAUGAUAAGUCUUAUAAGCUUGAACAACAAAAGAAGCACGCGGAAGAAGCUAGUGCGGAUUUUACCGAGGAGAUCUGCAACCUAAAAGCUGAGAUUGAAAAGCUGACAAUAGAAAAGAAUUGCCUCCUUGAACAAGCUGAAAACUUGAGACUUGAGUUGGAACACACAAAAGCAUUAGCUAAAGAAACUGAAGUCCAGAUGCAAAGAGGAUUUCUAGAAAGAAAUGAACUGGUGAGCGCAGUUGCUUUGAUGAAUAAAGAAGCUGCUAAAUCACUGGAAGAAUUGCAAAGCAUGAAGAACCUGAAGGAUGAGAAAGAAGCAGAAGUUGAAUCUCUACAAUCAGAGCUGAAUAUCCUCAAAACUCAGUGCAAUAAAUUGAAACAUUCUCUGUCAGGAGAUGAAGCAGAGAAAGAAAAACUCAAAAACCACGUAGCUCAACUAAAGGGUGACCUUAAGAAGGAAAAUGCAUUUACUGGCAUGGAAAAGAAGCUGAAAGAGAGCAAUGGAAGAGCAGCGGUUUCUCAUGGAACAAGAACACCAUUAAGAAACAAUAGAUCUCCCAUGGGUCCUGGCAGUUCUAAAGAGGUUGCAAACCUGAGGGAGAAAAUAAAGUUGCUUGAGGGACAAAUAAAGUUAAAGGAAACUGCUUUAGAAACGUCCACAAUCUUUUUCCUGGAAAAGGAAAAGGAUCUUCAGAAGAAAAUUGAAGACUUAGAAAGCCGAGUAGAAGAACUCAACAAGCACAGUGCCAGCUUCUACGAGUGCGAACUUCAGAAGGUAGUUAAAGAUACUAAGGAAGCAAUUGUAUCAAAUGGUGGCGUUGUAUCAGAUGGCAACAUAAAGGAAAGAAACGACGAUGACAGUUUGCCUGUGAAAGAGCAAAAAGCCUGCAUUGUGGAUCGAGACAGUAGCCAGGAUGAAUUGAUGGAGGAACUAGCAGCAUUGAAGGAAAGAAACAAAUCCAUGGAAAGCGAGUUGAGGGAUAUGCAAGAGCGAUAUUCCGAGAUGAGCCUGAAAUUCGCAGAGGUUGAAGGUGAACGACAACGACUUGUGAUGACGGUGCGUAAAAUCAAGAAUGCCAAGAAGAGCUAAAAGUAAUCGAUUUCUUCGCCUACAAGGUACUGCAAUGUAUAGUUGAAGUAGCAGCAGGAUUUUACCCACACGGAAAUUGCUGGUGAGACGGUUCCUUUUCUUAUAGUGAAAAUAAAUUAAGUUGUACAAAAAUCAAAUACGCAUUGACCACACCUAGUAGUUUCCAU